Molecule: messenger RNA, 1914 nt
Organism: Dioscorea cayenensis subsp. rotundata (Guinea yam)
Lineage: Eukaryota; Viridiplantae; Streptophyta; Magnoliopsida; Dioscoreales; Dioscoreaceae
Product: ubiquitin-like-specific protease 1D
Exons: 13
Coding region: 10-1650 (546 amino acids)
Biological process (GO): proteolysis
Molecular function (GO): cysteine-type peptidase activity
Source: RefSeq, a predicted model, not a curated record
GAGAGCCCGAUGAAAAACAUGCCACUCCGCCUAGACUGGGACGCUAUAUUUCGCCGCGGAGCCGCACCACCGCCGGAGUUAGAGGUCGUGACCUCCGAUGAGCCGGCGCCAAGUGAAGCUUUUCCGGUGAACGAGCUCUCCGAUCAUGACCUUGAGACGAAGAUCCGCAGGCUUCAUGAACUCCUUGAUGGUGGUUUCAUCCUUAAGAGACUGCAGGAUAAUGGCGCCAAACUCCAUUCAAAUCUCUCCCAAUUCGAAGAAGAGUUCCGUCGAAGAAAUCUUUUGAGGAAGCAGAAGGAUUCUGAAGCGAGAGGAAGGACAACUCAAUUGAAGAUCAAAUCUUCAACUGAUGUGAUUAGUAAUCUAGAUUACAGUCGUAUGUCAUCAAAGACAAAAUCUUCAUCUGUGUUUCAUUUUUCUAAGAAAUUGGAAGACAAGGCGUGCACUGCAUUUAAUGAGGAGCUGAGUUUUAUUGGUCAACAUAAGCAAAAAAGUUUAGGGAUAGAACAACAUAAAGCGAAUAAAUUCAGACAUAGUGAUGUAUUCUCUUCUCAGCCAGCUAAAACGUCUUUCAGAGGAUUGCCUUUCCGUUUCUUGCUUGGUGUAAAGAAAGACAGGUUUUCAAAUGGUGGUCAGACAGAUAGUGGAUCAUCUAACAGUUCAUUAUAUGAAAAGAGAAAAUUUUCUGGUCGAAUUUUAAGGAGGCAGGUAAAAGAUUUUGUUAUUUUGGACGAAGAGGCACAUUCUACACAACCAGUGAAUGAGACUAUGUUUCACGAAUGGAGGGAGGCCAAAGUUUACUACCCCUCUAGGGAUGACCCGGAAUCUGUUGAGCUUUCCUACUCAGAUAUAAAAUGCCUAGAUCCUGGAUCGUACUUAACCUCUACAAUAAUGAAUUUUUACAUUCAGUAUCUACAAAGAUCACUUUCUUCAAUCAGUAGAGCAAGGGACAAGUAUUAUAUUUUCAACACAUAUUUUUAUGAAAAACUUAAGGAAGCACACUUUUGUGAGGGUGAUAAGGGUGCAAGCUUUUUGAAGUUGAGGCGAUGGUGGAAAGGUGUAAAUAUCUUUCAAAAAUCUUACAUCUUUUUGCCAAUUCAUGGACAUUCACACUGGAGCUUGGUUAUAAUCUGUAUCCCAGCGAAGGAAGAUGAAUCAGGUCCUAUCAUACUUCAUUUGGAUUCACUUGGUAUUCACAGUAGCCAUCCAAUUUUUGACAUUGUUGAUAGCUAUUUAAUAGAUGAAUGGAAUUUUGUGAAUCAAAGUGCUGCCCCUCUUGAUAUUCCUUUCUCGAGAGGUAUAUGGCGAUGCCUUCCUGACUGGAUUGAGAAGAAAAAGAUUAAGGUUCCUCAGCAAAAGAAUGAGUAUGAUUGUGGUGUAUUUGUGCUUUACUACAUGGAGAGGUUUAUUAGAGAAGCACCUGAAAGGAUCCGAGCAAAAGACCUAAACAUGUUUGGUAACAAGUGGUUUCAGCCUCAAGAGGCCUCCAACUUGAGAAACAGAAUUAGAGCACUUCUUUUAGAAGAAUUUGAGAGUGCUAGGCUUGACAAUGAAGAAGAUCAAUUACCGUCAUCUUCUGGCUGUUCUGCAAAUUGCGAAGAAAAAGAUGAUCCUGAACCUGAUGUUGUGGAAUCAAUUAUGUUGGAUUGAUCCUGAAUUCGAUUCAAGUAACUUCACUCCAUAAAUGUCUCCGGCCGGAGUUAUGUACAGAAAUAACCCUGAAAUUGUUUAAUUAGAAGAUGCGGAAUUAUGCAGUAAAUAAUACUGGGUUGUAUCAGCUGUUCAUGAUUUCUGAUAUUUUUUGUGUGAGAAAAUUUUGUUAGGGUAUUUGUACAGGGAAAUCUAUACAUGUUAUAAGUUUGACAGGCUGUUCUUUGAGACUUCUACUAAAGAAAUUUUACCUUUGUGUGUGCA